This is a messenger RNA of Nothobranchius furzeri (turquoise killifish), 1074 nucleotides long. RefSeq names its product HAUS augmin-like complex, subunit 1 (gene haus1). NCBI's taxonomy places the organism in Eukaryota, Metazoa, Chordata, Actinopteri, Cyprinodontiformes, Nothobranchiidae. Gene Ontology annotation, cellular component: HAUS complex; cytosol. The record is from RefSeq and is a predicted model, not a curated record. Gene Ontology annotation, biological process: spindle assembly; centrosome cycle.
UGCCCUCUGAUUGGCUCAAAAACCAGAAAUAAUAAAAAAUCAUUCAAGGAGGCGGGAAAACUGUCUGUACGGGUCUACGGGUUGCCCAAAACCUUCUGAGUUGCGAAUUUUAAGACUUGCUCUCGUUUUUGUUAUCAUGUGUGAAAAGAUAAAGCAGGUAAACUGCUGGCUGAGUGCGGUGUUUGGAGAUCGGUCGGUGCCACAGUUUGAAGUCAAUACGAGGACAGUGGAUGUCCUAUACCAACUAGCUCAGUCCAGCGAGGCCCGCUGCAGUGACACAGCUCUCCUCAUAGAGGACUUCAAGCAGAAAGCAUCCGAGUAUCAGGCUGAUGCUUCACAUCUUCAAGAUGUCCUUCACCAAGGAGUCGGCCUGUCCUGUGGAAGUUUGUCAAAACCCGCUGCAGACUAUGUGUCUGCUUUGGUGGACAACGCCAUGGUGCUGGGCGUGCGAGACACGUCACUUUGCAGUUUAAUUCCAGCAGUCAACAAGCUCACCAGUGAACUUCUAGAAGCUGAGAAGUCAAACAGAAGACUUGAGAGAGAACUGAGGGCCUCCAGAAAGAGCCUUGGUGCGAUGCUGAUGCUGCGAGGAAACUUACAGGGAGAUAUCGAGAAAACCGCUAAAUCUCAAGCAGUGGAGGGCGCCAAAGCAGAGGAGAGGCUGCUUUCUUUGGAUUUUGUGACAAUGAAAGCUAGAGAGCUCAGCACGAGGAGAGUGAAAUUAGAGGCUCAGCUUGUGUCCAGAAACAUGGACAAGUCCAUUACCCAUAAGGCCAUAGUUCAGCUCUCUGAGGAAGUUGAUGCUCUGAAAAAAGAAAUAAUUCCCCUGAAGAAGAAACUGGAGCCUUAUAUGGAUCUCAGUGCUAGCCCAUCUCUUGCUCAAGUAAAGAUAGAAGAAGCAAAAAGAGAACUUGCUGCACUUGAUUCCCAACUGGAGAUGAAUUUGGACUUUAAAUGAAGAUGUCGCCAUUUUUUUUUUAGCUUUUUACAGCAUUGUAGAUUUUUUGCUGUGUCAAUAAUUUGUAAUAAUUAAUUGUAUUUUCCUGCAGAAAUUCAAAUAAAUUCACUCACAAA